AUGGUGAUAUUAUUAAAUUAUUUUUUUCGAGGUUUUGAUCCUCUAAUUAACCAGAGAAUACGACAACCAAAUCGUCAGGAUGAUGUCAUUGUCAGGCAAAUGGAGGCUUUGGCCAUUGACGAUUCUGCCUUGCCUUUCUAUAAGAUGAACGCCAUUCCCAGAGGGUUAGCAAUAAUAAUAAACAACGAGCACUUCCAUAAGAUAAAAAAUGAUCAAUCUAGCAAGGAGUUGCCAACCAGAACUGGCACAGAAAAAGAUGAAGAGAAACUUGAUUACAUAUGGAGGAAGUUAAAUUUUGAGGUACAGUUAUACAAUGACGUGGACUCGACAAGAAUGAACCAGAUCAUGGUAGAAACAGCCUGCCAAGACCACUCAAUGUAUGACUGUCUUGUGGUGUCAAUAUUGACACAUGGAACUCUUGGCCAUGUUUAUGGAGCUGAUGGAAGGAUAGUAAGAAUUAGCCAGUUAACUAGUUGUGUUUCUGGCAGAAGAUGUCAGUCUUUGGCGGGAAAACCGAAGUUGUUCUUCAUUCAGGCUUGUCAAGGUACAGAAAACCAAGAAGGUCAUGCAAUUGAAACAGAUGCUGACAUACUUAGGCCAGAUGAAAGACAUAAUUUAAAUGUUGACAGACCAAGGGAGUUAAUCCCUGAUGAAGCUGAUUUCCUGUUAGGAUAUGCUACUGUUCCCGGUUAUGUUUCCUACAGAAGUAGAUCACAGGGGAGCUGGUAUAUUAAUAAGUUAACCGUGAAUCUGGAUAAAUAUGCUAAUAAGCAUGACUUACUGAGUAUUUUAAUUAAAGUAAACGAAGAGGUUGGAAGAGCUACAGCAACAAAUGACAAUGGACACUACAAACAGAUUCCGGCACCUAUGAUUACGCUGAGGAAACGAAUCAUCUUCAGAUAAAUUAUACUGUGGCAAACAUUGACAAUGUAGCUUACAAAUGCAGAUACUGGCACCUAUGUUUACCCUGAGGAAACAGAUCACCUUUCGAAAAAUUAUAUAUUGUGGCAGAUAUUGUUUAAAAAAAAUUUUUUUUAUUAUUACUUAAUAUCAAUUAGUCAUGCAGGUGCCUUGCAUAAGUAUUAUCAUGUUGAAAAUGUUUUCCUAUAUUGUAAUGUAGUAUUUAUAAAGAUAUUAGUUCAUGUGUAUAGCAUAUGAAAGCACUAUGUCAAGAUUUGUAGUUUUAAGGAUUUAAUUAUGACCUGAUAACUAUGCAGUCAAACUGAAAAUGAGAACCUCUGUAUACUGACUAUAUAAGAUGAGGUUUGAAAAGCAUAGGCAUAAAUACAUUGGGACAAGAAGAACUGUGACCUAACAAGACAGGUUUCUGUUUUUUCAUGUGAUGUGAGAAGCAGGUUUGACUUACUUACAGUUGGGUGCAGACCAAGCAUUACAUAAAGUAAACGCAAGUUAACGCCGCGUGCACAUAUUUCGUUAGUUAACUUCAAUUUUCGCGUUUACUAGUAAACGCGCGUUUACUAUAAUUACGUUAACGCGGUCAAAAUGGAAAUUUCUAAUGUCUACCCGAGUAAACGGGCGUUUACUAUGUGUCCGUUUAGUCAGUAGUAAACGGGCGUUUACUUCAGAUUUCACAAGUUUAUUUUUACGUGCACUUAAAAGUAAACGGGCGUUUACUACAGAUUUCACAAGUAUAUUUCUACGUGCACUUGAAAGUAAACGCGCGUUUACUUUUCGCGUUAACUGAUUGUGUAAAUUUAGAAAUAAACUUCGUGUUCAUUUGUACAUUUAUUUUAAUUAAAACGACUUGUAUCUUAAUAUUUUAUGUACAAGUGUUUCAAACCAGAACAAUUCAAAAACACCUUUAAUUCGAAAUAUUAACUUUCAUUAAUUACAAAAAAUCAGUUCAAAUAAUUUUCCCGAGUAGCAGAUUUUCUAUAUUUUCUUUUCAAAAGUUACAUGUACAAAUAUCGAGGCAAAUAGAAAGGUUAUCCAACACAUCGGAAAAAUAUUUGCAUAUGAUGGGAUAUAAACAUCAUGGUUUACGUUGCUUCGUUCCCCAUUUUUUAACAGUCUCUUCCUAAAUAUAACUCUAUGCAUUUAAUACAUGGAUUUUUAAUCGUAAUUCACCUUGUUUGCCUUGGAUUUACAUGAUUUAAGAUUCUGUUUUGCCAAAUGUUCGAUCGAAAAUUAUACAGUGUAUAUAUAGGGAUAUUGAUCUGGUGUUGUAUAAGUAUGUACAUUUGUACCAUCUCGUCAAUUUAGACAGAUUUAUCCAUAACGAUUAUAAAUGAUAUCUGGGACGUCCGAAAAAUAUACUCGUUCUGAACAUGAAAAAAAAUAUUUGCCCCUGGACGUUAGGCUACAAACGAAAUCAAUCAACCGCCAUAAUAUAUUAACAGUACACUUUUCUAAGAAGAGAACUUCUCAUACUUUGGAUACAUAUCAACUCGUACUUUUCAUUAUAAAUUACUUUAAUCAGUCAUGUCAGUGUUGGAUGAUGCCGUUAAAUAUUAUAGUUUUGUUUUAAAUACAAACCAUCCCGAACUACUGACUUAAGUGACAGUUCAUUAUGCAACUAUAAAGAUUUCCAUAAUAAACUGCAAAUAUGGUCAGUUUUGGUUGAUGCGGACAAAUAAUUUUGUUAUAUGAGUCAGUCUAAGGUAUGAAAAAACUAAAAUUUGUUUUUGAUUCAAUAUUUUAAAUAAAAAGAGGACAUGCUGGCACUAUAACUUGAUGCGAACAAAAUUGUGUAGUCAUUGUUUUCUAAUAUUACUGUCAUUUGUUUUAUACAGUUCCUUCUGACCUAAAAAUAUAACUAGUUUACUAUGCAGCUAUAUAGAUAAGCAUGAUAUAGUGCAAAUAUAGUCCGUUUUGGUUGAUGCGGACCAAUUAUUUUCUUAUACGAGUCAGUCUGAAGUAUGAAAACUACUGAUAUUUCCUUACGAUUCAAUAUUUUGAAUAAAAACAGGACAUGCUGGCACUAUAAAUUGAUGCGAACCAAAUUUUUUAGUCAUUGUUUUCCAAUAUUGCUGUCAUUUGUAUUAUACAAUCCAUCCUGAUAUAAAAAUAUUACUAAUUUAGUAUGCGACUAUAAGAUUUACAUAAUAAGGUGCAAAUAUGGUCAGUUCUGGUUGAUGCGGACAAAUAAGUUUGUUAUACGAGUCAGUCUGAGGUAUGAAAACUACUGAUAUUUGUUUACGAUUCAAUAUUUUGAAUAAAAACAGGACAUUUUGGCACUCACAAUUGAUGCCAACAAAAUUUUGUAGUCAUUGUGGUCCAAUAUUGCUAUCAUUUGUUUUAUA
Mytilus californianus (California mussel) is the source of this 3263-nucleotide messenger RNA. RefSeq names its product caspase-8-like. Gene Ontology annotation, molecular function: cysteine-type endopeptidase activity. The record is from RefSeq and is a predicted model, not a curated record. The coding region runs from base 1 to 903 and encodes 300 amino acids. Gene Ontology annotation, biological process: proteolysis. The transcript is spliced from 5 exons. Lineage: Eukaryota; Metazoa; Mollusca; Bivalvia; Mytilida; Mytilidae.